AUGACGGUUCGGGAAGUUGUCUCCCCUGUAAAACUGCGUGACUGUCUUGCAAGAUGCCGACAGUCCCGAAAGUUGGUGCUUAUCAUUGUGUUCAUCGCCUUGUUUCUCGACAACAUGCUUCUGACGGUUGUUGUUCCAAUCAUUCCAAAUUUCAUACGAAAACUGGAGGCGCCAUUUCACAAGAUGAAUGUUUCAGUUGCACAAGCGAAAACCGAGAUGGUUUGCUCGAACAAUACAAAUUUCUCUCAGUCAGCAAACCCUGUCCUAGAUCCGGGUAGUCCAGGAUGGAACAGUUUUACAACAAUUUCAUCGUUUUACGCCCAGACAACCCCUGGACCAUGGAUAUUCUGUGAAAAUCGGACAACUAACGUAAAAAACAAAUCAUCAGAAAUUGUGUUGGUCGAGGAAGAAGUGUCACGCCAUGUCGAGUUAGCCAAUGAGAAUGUCAAAGUCGGAUUAUUAUUUGCGUCAAAAGCUUUGGUUCAACUACUCUUUAACCCUUUUGUGGGAUCCCUAACCAACCGGAUAGGAUAUACAAUACCGAUGUUCACCGGAUUUUUCGUCGCAUUCGUGUCAACUAUUAUUUUCGCUUUUGGGGAGAGCUUCACAAUCCUAUUUAUAGCUAGAGCUGUGCAAGGCAUUGGAUCAUCCUGUUCCAGUGUUGCAGGAAUGGGUAUGUUAGCAGAACGUUACCAGGAUGACAAAGAGAGAGGGAAUGCCAUGGGCAUAGCUCUUGGAGGUCUGGCGAUGGGCGUUCUAGUCGGACCGCCGUUCGGGGGAGUGAUGUACGAAUUCGCUGGCAAGGAAGCUCCGUUCCUUAUCCUGGCGUCACUUGCACUUAUCGACGGGGUGCUGCAAAUGUUUGUCUUUCAACCGUCCAUCAAACCAGAGUCACAAGACGGCACUCCGCUAAAAGUUCUCAUGUCAGAUCCCUAUAUCCUUAUAGCGGCAGGUUCGAUAACUUUCGCAAACAUGGGUAUCGCCAUGAUGGAGCCUUCGCUGCCAAUAUGGAUGUAUGAGACGAUGAAUGCUCCGGAAUGGCAGCAAGGUGCAGCAUUUUUACCUGCUAGUAUAUCUUAUCUGAUUGGUACCAACAUAUUUGGUCCACUGGCGCACAAAAUGGGCAGGUGGCUGAGUGCUUGUUUAGGGAUGGUUAUCAUCGGCGUAUGUCUCAUUGCGAUACCUUUCUCUAAGAAUAUAUUACACUUGAUAGCACCUAACUUCGGACUAGGAUUCGCUAUAGGAAUGGUUGACUCGUCUAUGAUGCCACACAUGGGCUACCUAGUAGAUCUACGCCAUGUUUCCGUAUAUGGAAGCGUUUACGCCAUAGCGGAUGUUGCCUUCUGUCUUGGGUUUGCUGUUGGUCCAGCUCUCUCCGGGACAAUCGUCAAGGGGAUCGGCUUCCACUGGUUGCUGUGGAUUGUGGGUAUAAUCAAUAUACUCUAUGCACCCCUGUUAAUAUUUAUACGUAACCCACCGAGUAAAGAAGAAAAAAUGUCACUGAUUCUAAAUGACCAGUGCCCUAUCCAAUACGUAACUUACAACCAGACAACCAAGAGUAACCCCACUUCAGACGAUGAGGAUCCAUACUACGAAGACUACUGA
This is a messenger RNA of Ylistrum balloti, 1605 nucleotides long. Its product is annotated as synaptic vesicular amine transporter-like. Bases 1 to 1605 code for a protein of 534 amino acids. Gene Ontology annotation, cellular component: terminal bouton; synaptic vesicle membrane. The record is from RefSeq and is a predicted model, not a curated record. Gene Ontology annotation, molecular function: xenobiotic transmembrane transporter activity; serotonin:sodium:chloride symporter activity. NCBI's taxonomy places the organism in Eukaryota, Metazoa, Mollusca, Bivalvia, Pectinida, Pectinidae. Gene Ontology annotation, biological process: aminergic neurotransmitter loading into synaptic vesicle; xenobiotic transport; transmembrane transport. The transcript is spliced from 15 exons.